UAACAUGUUGAGUUGCAUAGAAGUAUGUACAAGCAACUCUGUUAGACUAUCCAUGAGUGUAAUUUGGGGUCAUUGGUCCUAAAUGACACAUCACCACAUCUGUUACCCAACAUUCCAGUAGAGGUAAUUAUGCACGAAGCAGCCUGAUCAAUCCCAUGAUUCUUAUGCUGUCCUUCUAGGAUUUUUGAAUAUGAUUGGUGGAAUUGUUCAUAGAGGAUUUCUGGUUAGGUUCUUUUUGUCACAUAAAAAAUUGUCAUGGAAAAUAAACCCUUGGUUUACCCAUGAGACUCUGGGGCAAAUUGCUGCGACCUGUGAUUUGAUUGGUCAGAAAUCAAAUCACACGAUCAUCAAUAGAAUGCUGGAAUCAUUCAUUGUCUACCUAAAGUACGCUCAUGUGGAACAUUAGCAAGGGAGAUCCAAAAACGUAAUUUUUAACGAUAUAAUAAAACAUAAUCAUAACAUAGAUUUAAUAAAACGUCUAAUUUACGGAUUUAUUAAAUUUAUAUCAUAAAAAAACAACAGCGCUCGACAAUCUGUUUGGAAAACAAAUUAUAAUUGGAGUUAUUUGAAAAUAAGAAAUUGUCAGUUACUGAGUAAAACAUGAAUGAAAUGUUAUUAGCAAGAUAGAAGCAAAUAAAAUAAAAAUGGACUCAUUGUUACUCAUGCUGAGUGCACUAGAAACAGCUUCAAAAUCUAAACUCACAUCUUGGCGGGACAAUAUAGAGGCUUAAUACUCUGAAUAUGUUAUGUUUACGUUGUAUGAGUGGAAGUGUCGUAUUGCGACAUGUAUAUAUAUGGGACCCCACUCAGAAUCUAAAUGCAGCUCAGCAUUUUUCUGAUGAUGGCGAUGAGUUGAAAUCUAAACAGGACUUACCAUCCGAUGACAUUUAUUCCCAGGAUGUUAUUUCCUCGAAAGGUAAGACUAGGCAUCACUCGGUAGUUGCUCCAAAAACCAACAAAGAUCAAGAAACAGCUAAUAGUGGAAGCAUAACCAAUGAACUGAGCACAAUCAGAGAGCAAAGCACAAUCAGAGAUCAAAGCACAAUCAAGGAGCAUAGCACAAUCAAUGAUACAAGCCUUACUGAAGAUUGUGUGCUAAAAUGUCAUACCACAAGGAAUCAAACAUCUUCUUUGAGGGAGAAAAAUACUGCGAAGUACCAGACUCAAAUCCAGGAAUAUAAGACAUUACCCAAUUUUGCUCAUGAACACAAGCUUAAAGAACCAAGAACAGAUAUUGAUAGUGCUGAAGAAAUCCCCACAAAUUCAGAAUUUCUGAGGAAUAACUGUGCAAAAAAAUUCUUAGAUCCUGACACACGUGAAACAUCUAAUAGAUUGUCACAGCAUCACAUUGACAAGUCAUGGAUUGUGCAUAAUCUUGACAUAACCUCACAAACUGAUGACAUCACAGCAAAAUCAGAUGACAUCACAUCUCAAAGUGAUGACAUCAGAGCAGAAUCUGAUGACAUCACAGCACAAUCUGAUGACAUUACAUCUCAAACUGAUGAUAUCACAGCACACUCUGAUGAUAAGACAUCACACAGUGAUGAUAUCACCACCAAGAGUGAUGACAUCAUUCAACAUGCCAACGAUGACUUAAGGUCAAUUACAGAUACUGAUAGGAGUUCCUCUACAGUACACCAGGUAUAUUUAGCGCAUAGCAGUUGGGUAGUCUAG
Molecule: messenger RNA, 1674 nt
Organism: Owenia fusiformis
Lineage: Eukaryota; Metazoa; Annelida; Polychaeta; Sabellida; Oweniidae
Source: the annotation of a GenBank genome assembly